Molecule: messenger RNA, 382 nt
Organism: Lasiosphaeria miniovina
Lineage: Eukaryota; Fungi; Ascomycota; Sordariomycetes; Sordariales; Lasiosphaeriaceae
Exons: 2
Coding region: 84-317 (77 amino acids)
Source: RefSeq, a predicted model, not a curated record
GCACUGAUUCCGUAACAUCUGCCCUUGCAAAAUUCCUGCCUGCCCUCAGGCGGUCCCACGAUAGCUUCUUUGGCUGUCCCUUGAUGGGAACUCCAAAACGAUCUCAUCAAUUAGUCUUGUCCGUCUCUGUCAUGUUCAUUUCCUCAUCGUCCAGCUCCCUCAGCUUCUUUUUGUGUAUGCGUCUCUUUUCGUCGAUGUCCUCGAGCUUCCUCUUUCCCUUCAGCAUGGCUGCGAAAUCAUCCAUUCUUUCUUCAUUUUGUCCCGUUCUUUCUCCAUUUUGUCCCGUUCUUUCUGCAUCUUGGCGAUGGUUCUGGUAAGCUCCUUGAAUUGCUUGUUGAGACUCUCCACGUCUACUUCGUGGCUGUCUGGUGGUGGUUCGUCC